This is a messenger RNA of Danio rerio (zebrafish), 4952 nucleotides long. RefSeq names its product deltex 4, E3 ubiquitin ligase a (gene dtx4a). The record is from RefSeq and is marked provisional. Gene Ontology annotation, cellular component: cytoplasm. Lineage: Eukaryota; Metazoa; Chordata; Actinopteri; Cypriniformes; Danionidae. Gene Ontology annotation, molecular function: metal ion binding; ubiquitin protein ligase activity; zinc ion binding. Gene Ontology annotation, biological process: protein ubiquitination; Notch signaling pathway.
UGCAGACGCACGCAAACAAUCGAAGAAUCCUGCACAUUCCUUACUAGAAUAAGAAUAACAUUUAAAUGUCUUUACAUGGCGGUCGGCGAAACGAGCCAUGCCGUGUAGGAGACCUACAACAGCGCAUUGCGUCGACUGUGCGUUUCAAAGCAACAUAAUGCAAUAAUUCAAUUCGCAUUUUCCUCAGAGAGAGAGAGAAAAAAAUCUGGGACUAUUGUUAUAUCGCACGGAUACUUUUUGCUCAAGUUAAGAUGGAUUCGCCCAAGGAAUUACCUCCUACUUCAAUGAUUUGAAUGCAAACGAGUAAACACGAACGCUGUCUUAUUGGUAUGAGAUGUUGUUAGCCUCGGCCGUGGUCGUCUGGGAAUGGCUGAACGAGCACGGGCGCUGGCGACCCUACAGCCCAGCGGUGUCCCAUCACAUCGAGGCGGUGAUCCGCAGCGACCCUCGCGGCGCCGGGAGCGUGGUGCUGGGCCAGGUCGACUCACGUCUAUCGCCGUACAUCAUUGACCUGCAGUCUAUGCACCAGUUUCGGCAAGACACCGGUACACUAAGACCUGUGCGGCGAAGUUUCUAUGAUCCACGGUCGGCUCCAGGCCAGGGUUGGGUGUGGGAAUGGGAGAACGACUCUGGUUCAUGGACGCCGUACGACACCGAGGUGAGCAUCGCCAUCCAGGCGGCUCGGGACCGGCAGCAGCCCUGGCUGGACUUAACGCCGCUGGGCUUCUGCUACCUCAUAGACCUGCAGAGUAUGACACAGAUUAAUGGACAGACGCAGCGGCGCCGGCGCAUCCAGAGGCGCUCAGACUUGGCAUACCCCCUAGUCUCUGGCCCACUUCCUAAACCACAUGCGUGGUCAUCCGCUGGAAGUGGUGGACUGUUGGGUGUGGGCGUUUCAGGGGUCAGUGGAGGGAAUGGCAGUGCCUAUCCCAGUGGAGCGCUCCCAGCUUCUGCUAUUACUUCACUGGGUCAGCCGUGUUCCUGCCAGCAGUGUAUGUUAGUCUUAGGUGUCAAGACCCCAAGCAUGGCACAAACUCUUGGGCGGAAACCCCCGCCAAUACCCAAGCCACCAAGUCCCAAAGCUCCAUCAAGAGGACACUCAUACUCGCUAACCCUGCCUCACCCUCCUUCCCUUUCCCGAGUCCUCUCGCCACAUAGGAACUCCACUUCGGGUGCUAGCGGAGGCUUCGGACACUCCCUCUCCCUGUUGGGCUCAGCCACUGCCGCUUUGUCCAUAUCCUCCAACCGUCCUCCCCCACCUACUGUACCGCCACCUCCGCCCCCAUCAACCACACCUCAUACCACCUCCAUGGCCAACCCUACAGCGCCUACACCCUCUAGCACCCUUAUAUCUACAGCGACCACCUGUGCUCCCACGCCCUCUGCUCGUGUUCUUGGUCCUGUGUCGACAGCGUCAGCAGCUUGUGCCGCCCCGGUGCCGCCUCGCAGUAGUCUGGCUGGUCUUAGCCGUCCCGCCCUACAGAGAAUCGCAAUGGCACAGUCACGGGCACUCAUUGCAUCAGGAGUCCCCACCGUCCCUGUGAAGAACUUAAAUGGAUCCAGUCCUGUUCAUCCCGCUCUGGCAGGAAUCACUGGUAUUCUGAUGAGCGCUGCUGGACUGCCGGUCUGCUUGACCCGCCCACCUAAACUGGUGCUCCACCCUCCACCUGUCAGCAAGAGUGACAUCAAACCUGUGCCAGGCCUCGGCCACUGCUGCCGGAAAACCACUAAAAAACAAGCCCGCAAAGGUAGGACUUCAGAAGAAGUUGUUAGGCGGUAUCUUCAGAAAGUCCGCAACCCACCAGAGGAGGACUGCACAAUUUGCAUGGAGUCUCUGUGUGGGCCGUCCGGCUAUAAAGGACCAGGCGUGGGUGGUAUUUCUCGGGCCGAGUCAGUGGGCCGUCUGUCUCAGUGCGGGCAUCAGUACCACCUGCAGUGCCUGGUGGCCAUGUACAACAACGGCAACAAGGACGGCAGCCUUCAGUGUCCCACCUGCAAGACCAUAUACGGUGUCAAAACCGGCAACCAGCCACCAGGCAAGAUGGAGUACCACGUCAUUCCACACUCGCUACCCGGACACCCCGACUGCAAAACCAUUCGGAUUAUCUACAACAUCCCCCCUGGCAUUCAGGGUCCGGAGCAUCCAAACCCCGGGAAACCCUUCACCGCUCGUGGAUUUCCCAGACACUGCUACCUCCCUGACAGUGAGAAAGGCCGUCUGGUGUUGAAGCUGUUGCUGGUUGCCUGGGACCGCCGGCUGAUCUUCUCGGUGGGCACAUCCAGCACCACAGGCGAGACGGACACAGUCAUUUGGAACGAGGUGCAUCACAAAACCGAAUUCGGCUCCAAUCUGACGGGCCACGGUUACCCUGACUCGGGCCACCUGGAUAACGUCCUGGAGGAGCUGCGGGCGCAGGGCAUCACUGAGGAGGAGUGUCUGAGGGACUGAAAACCUUGAAAAGUCCAACCACAAAGACUGAAUGUUUCUUUCUGUGUUAGUGUUGCCAAAUCUGAAUUCAAUUCCCAGCUCUUGUUUCUCAAAUGACGCUUUUGGAAAUCAAGGACUCUAAAAGGUUUAUAAUUCAUCAUCCUCAAUUAUUAUUAUUCUUUUUUUUGUCAGUGAUAUUAGCCCUCCUAUUGCUAAAGAAAUCUGAGCCUGUCAGAAGUGGGCUGCGAGAGCUGUAAUUAACAAACAAUAUUGCACUGUGCGCUAUUGUGGUGGAGCCGUUCUCUCUUUGAAAAACUCGAAGGACCUGAUAGAGUUCUCCCCACAGAAACCAGACUUGCUGCAGUGCAAUUUUGUCGCUAGCGGGCCGCAGGCACGGAACAGUGUCUGCUCAACCAUUUAUUGUAUUGUAGUUCUGUGAAGGAUACGCAAAACAAAGGUACAUCUGUGCAUGUAGUUGUAUCAUGUGGCGCAGAGACGUUUAUGUCCUUGGUGUAACCGAGGCGGCUAACUUUGAAGCUCCAGUUGCAGUUUUAGAUGCCGGAACGUGAAUGUUUACUGCCCCAUAGUGGCACUUGUUAACAUAUACAUUCCAGUAAUAACCAUGGUAUUUAUUUGACCACAUAGUUUUUUCGAAAUGUUUGCAGUAUUUACAUUAACCACUUAUAUUUGUACUUAUUUUAUUGUAUCUUACGUUAUUUUAUAUCGUCGAAACGAGAAACCUGUACUGUCAUCGAUUUUUGGGAUGGAAACCAGUCUCUGUUUAGGGACGUUCAACUCAACCUGAUUUGUUAAUCAGUAUUAAAAAAAUAUACAUUGAGCCAAGGUGAUUCUGGUGGCCAACAGAGGAACAACGCACAAAUUUAGUGAAAAUAAACUUUUUUUUUUUUGGGUGAUUGGAUUUGCCGUCGGAGAUGAAGGCCCUUGUCCACACGAACAUGGGUAUUUUCAAAACCACACUUUUUUUCUACAUUGUUUUGCUGUGUGUCCACACGAAAACGGAGUAUCGAGUGAAUAAAUUCUAAACAGUCUGAAAACCAUGGUUGAAGUUUUUUUCGCCUCAUGACAGCAUCCAUGCUGUUUUCUCCUUUCUGAUUGGCCAAGGUGACUGGGUUCACACCAAAUGCGGAAGAUGCAAAUGAGGCAAAAUUCUGCACAUUCGUGGAAAACACAAGUAUUUCGUGUCGUAUGCCAUUUGUGCAAAUACUUAAUUCUUUGUUUGUUUUGAACCCAUCAUAAGUGUUAUUAUCGCCCCCUGUUGGUUCGGCAUGUCCAUAACAUUCUUCAAUGUGCGUAUUUUGCAUUGUCAUGUGGACAGUUUUUUUUUUAUUUUUUUGGUGUUUGGAUUUGCUGUCGGAAAUGAAGGCCUUGUCCACACGAACACUGGUAUUUUCAAAACCACACGAAAAAGGAGUAUCAAGUGAAUGAAUUCGAAACUUUCUGAAAACUCCAACCAAGGUGAAGAUUUUCCUAAACUCCAGCUACAGUGUGGUCGAAGUUUUGUUUCGCCUCAUGAUGGCGUCCAUGCUUUUUUGCUCCUUGCUGAUUGACCAAAGUGUCUGGGUUCACACCGAACGCGGAAGAUGCAAAUGAGGCAAAAUUCCGCACAUUCCUGGCAAUUGCGUCGCAUAUUUCAUGUCAUUCACCCUUGAGGCGGUAAUCCACCUCUGUUCUCAUGUUUGCAUUGAUUUGUAUGUGAUUUGUGCAACUACUUAAUUCUUCGUGUGUUGUGAAUCAAGCAUAAAAGUGUGAUAGUUGCCCCCUGUUGGUGUGGCAUAACGUUUUUUUUUUUAACAAAAGUGGGGAAAACUCCCAUGUACGUGUGGACAUGGCCUAAAAAGUUACGAACAGGGCGAAAUCUGCGCGAUAGUACUUUUAAUAUGAUGUCAUCUGUUUCGAUUCUCCAAAAUUGAAGUGGUCUGCCUUUAAAGUGGUUACUAACGUACCCUGUUGACAAAUCCUGUGGACUAGCUCUCUCCGGUUGCCUUUCUGGUCGGUACGCGGUAGGUCUGUGAUGGACCUGUUUACAAAGCUGUUGAUGAAGCGUCUGCAUGUAUGUACAUGCAAAUGUGUAAGCUUACAUUUAUAGUUGAUGUGCUGUAUGUAUGUGUUUUAUGUACACAAUUAUUUUCGCCCUGCAUCCAAAAGCAUGUUGUGGAAGUAAAUGAGUAUUUCUUUUUCUUGUAUCAUUUUUUAUAAUAUACUUUGAAUUGGUUUAACUCUGUUUUUUUUUUCUUCUUAUAAGCUAUUAGGGUUUUUUCCACUGUGAAGUUUUUAAUUUUCUUUUAUUGCACUUGUAUGAUUUGAUUUAUUGUCCAGCCAAGUUCCUCAUGAUAGUUGCUAUGGAGACAACAGUGAAAAUGGCAUCGCUGCCAGGACGAAAACUGUGAAGACAAAGAACGGAGCUAGGAGAACUAAUGUUGCUGUAUAAUAUAAAAUGUACAAAACAACUCUUGCAUAUUAAAUAGCUGCUGGAAUACUGAAUAAAUAUUAAAGGUACUCAAAA